This is a messenger RNA of Penicillium cosmopolitanum, 816 nucleotides long. Its product is annotated as ankyrin repeat domain-containing protein. Gene Ontology annotation, molecular function: protein binding. The transcript has 3 exons. Gene Ontology annotation, cellular component: cytoplasm; nucleus. Gene Ontology annotation, biological process: regulation of barbed-end actin filament capping. The record is from RefSeq and is a predicted model, not a curated record. NCBI's taxonomy places the organism in Eukaryota, Fungi, Ascomycota, Eurotiomycetes, Eurotiales, Aspergillaceae. The coding region runs from base 1 to 816 and encodes 271 amino acids.
AUGAACAACGAUAUUGACCUCGCCGAAAGACUUCUGCAACGCAAAGCAGACGUCAACGCGUUCUUUCGAGGGAAGACCCCGGUGAUGAGGGCUCUCAAGUACUCAUCCCAUGACGUAUUGCAGCUCCUGCUGGAAAGCCCUACGCUGAAUAUCAACCUCCAAAACCAGGCGCAAGAAAGCGCGCUAUGGCGAGGACGAACGGCCCUCCAUCUCGCGGUCUGGUGGGGCAAAACAGGCCUGGCGCAUCUGCUCCUCUCCAGCGGCAGCGAUCCUUUCACUACAGAUGACUUUGGCAAGCCAUCCGCCGGUAUUCAGACCACUGAUAACAGCGAGCUGCCGCUCCACCAAGCAGUAGCCCAUGGAUCCGCAGGCGCUGUCGAGCUACUUCUGACGCAGAAGGAGCUGGCCCUGAAUGCUCAGGAUCACAACGGAGAUACUCCACUCCACCUCGCUGUUCGAUGUCGGCGUCUGGCAGUGGUGGAAUUGCUGUUGAGCCACCCGUGCGCCGACAUAGGUCGUGGUCAGACCCAAUCGCCUUCCACUUCGCUGCACCACGCAAGGGGUGACACAGUCGUUCUGCGGUGGCUUCUCAAAACCCCUGGCAUCGACCCUAAUCUCUGCGUGGCAGGGGUGUCUCCUUUUUCCGCGGCGGCCGCGAAAGGCAGCACUCAUGCGAUGGCGAUGCUCUUGAACAAGGGAGGCUUAGAGAUCAAUGCGACCGAGUUGGCAGAUUCCCCCCCUCCGUCGAGCGGUGGAAAACGGCCGCUUGGAAGCGGUAAAGCUCUUGGUCCGGCAGGGCGAGGCUCUGGCAAUUAA